AUGACCACAACGACGCUGAAUUCAAAAGAGGCGAAAACUAUCCCCGCUGAUACAUCGAGGCUGCUCAGAAACGUUGAUACUAUUGGAGUAAUUGGCGUUGGCUACGUGGGGAAACAUCUGCUGGAUGUGUUCAGCUCAUCCUUUAAGGUGAUCGGCUACGAUGUGUCAAGCGCAAGAGUGAAGGCCUUGCGCUGUACGUAUUCGCAAGGCAGCCAUGUCCAAAUCUCGAACAACGAACAAGACCUCAAGGCUGCAAAGCACUUCCUUAUAUCUGUGCCAACGACUCUAGGCCUGGAUGAAAACCCAGACCUGUCACACAUUAUCAGUGCGACGAAGAUCGUGGAGCGAUACGCCGGCCCGGGAUCAGUCGUUGUAAUAGAAAGCACCGUUGCGGUUGGAACAACUCGAUUACUACUCGAGCCGAUUGCCAGAUCUCUUCAUUUGUUUGCAGGAAUGUCACCAGAGCGCAUCGAUCCGGGUAGAGUUCUACCCCCUGCCCGCUCCAUACCAAAGGUUGUUUCUGGGCUCGACGAUGUUGUUCCUGGUUCUCUCAAGGCCAUCACUCUACUUUAUGACGCUGUUUUCGACACAGUCAUCCCUGUCAGCAAACCCGAAGUAGCAGAAAUGCUGAAACUAUACGAAAAUUGCCAACGAACAGUCGCUAUUGCUUAUGCAAACGAAAUGGCGGACGCUUGCAUUCCUUAUGGCAUCGAUCCUUUCGAAGUUGCGAAGGUCGCCAGCAGCAAACCUUUCGGUUAUCUUCCUGUCUACCCGUCACUAGGAAUUGGGGGCCACUGUAUUCCAGUCAACCCGGCCUACUUGUUGUCGACAUGUGACCUUCCGAUCUUGCAACAAGCCUACGAGGAGACGAAAACACGUCCUUCACGGAUCGCCAGCCGACUUCUUGUCUCUUUGUUAAAAGACGAGCGCGAGGCACAAAGAGCUAGCUCUCAGCCCCGUCUGCUGGUUGUAGGCCUGGGCUUCAAAGCCGGACAAUCUGAUCUAUCAAACUCCCCGGGUCUGCAAUUACUCAACUUCAUGCGGGAUUCCGGCGCUGUCGAUCUUACGUUCUGCGACCCUUUGGUGGAUCAAAGCGCCGUACCUGAAGUACCAAAAUUGAAAGACAGUAACUGGAAGCAGGCAAAGCUCAGAUCGUUUAACGCAAUUGUUGUGGCAAUCAAACAGCCUGGUCUAGAUUAUAGCGUUUUGGAGGGGAUAGAAGGACCAAAAGUAUAUAUCUGGCAAUACUAA
Molecule: messenger RNA, 1251 nt
Organism: Didymella exigua CBS 183.55
Lineage: Eukaryota; Fungi; Ascomycota; Dothideomycetes; Pleosporales; Didymellaceae
Product: nucleotide sugar dehydrogenase
Exons: 2
Coding region: 1-1251 (416 amino acids)
Biological process (GO): polysaccharide biosynthetic process
Molecular function (GO): oxidoreductase activity, acting on the CH-OH group of donors, NAD or NADP as acceptor; oxidoreductase activity, acting on the CH-CH group of donors, NAD or NADP as acceptor; NAD binding
Source: RefSeq, a predicted model, not a curated record